AUGGCGGCUGAUGCGACGCGCAUCGUGUCCAUCGCCGACGCGGCGCGGGCCAUCCGGAGCAUCGACGGUGUGGCGGAGGGCUCAUUCUUUGUCGCUCCGUUCUACCCCGAGAACUUCCUUGUCCGGUGCCAGUCCAUGCUGGUCCGGGACAGAAUCCUGGCCACGCGCGCCGUUGCAUGUGCCCGGGACAUGGCUAGUGCUGUGUCCAUGGACGAGCCUGGCUCACGCGGAAACAGCAACGAUGAAGUUCAAGGUAGCCAUCGAGAUCGAGGGAGUCCCCCCACACGCCUGGGGCGAGGACACAGCGGCCAAAAUCUUGGCCCCCAGCUGCUAGCUCCAGUCCGUCGAUCCGCACUCCGCCAACAAGACCGACCUCUCCGCAUACAAGCUCUCGGCUUGGACUUGCACAUCGCCGAGAACGAGAUCGUGGGUGCCACGGCGAACAACCUCCACUUCAGCAACCUUCCUCCAUACCUCCGGCGGAAGGACGUCCUCAGCUACCGCGUUCUCGUGCAUAUCCGGAAUGUUUACGACUUCGACCCGGCCAACCCGUCGCCACCGCCUUCGCCGCCGGAGUCCGACGACGGCGAUAGCGGCCACGACAGCAACCCCGACAGGCACCACUUCCACCGAGGAACUGGGCCCCGCAUCCAGGGGUUCCGAUGCAACCGAGGCAUCGUCGACGGAGAGGUCCCGACAACGGGGCCGGCGUGCAUGGGAGCUGGACAACCAACGUCAGCACCAACGUCAUCACCGCAAAUCGCGGAGCAGUUCCCGCGCAUCUCGGACAGCUAG
Molecule: messenger RNA, 795 nt
Organism: Miscanthus lutarioriparius
Lineage: Eukaryota; Viridiplantae; Streptophyta; Magnoliopsida; Poales; Poaceae
Source: the annotation of a GenBank genome assembly